Molecule: messenger RNA, 867 nt
Organism: Medicago truncatula (barrel medic)
Lineage: Eukaryota; Viridiplantae; Streptophyta; Magnoliopsida; Fabales; Fabaceae
Product: embryo-specific protein ATS3B
Exons: 3
Coding region: 148-717 (189 amino acids)
Molecular function (GO): protein binding
Source: RefSeq, a predicted model, not a curated record
UCGUGGACAAAGUGAUAAAGACAAAUUUGCCAUCUUCCUUGGUUGUCGAUACUUCUCCUUCUGCCUCUGCAUCACGCGAAGUCAUCAUCGAAACCCAUUCAACUUCACAUAACCCGUUAACUUUCUUCCUCAUAAAAAAAAAAAACGAUGAAAGAGCUUCUUCUCCUUCUUUUACUCUCGUUAACCUUUCGAUUAACCCUUUCAGGCUCAGUGUCAGAGUCUCAAUCUGUUUCUCUUCUGCCUCAUGCCAAUGAAUCCUUCAAUAUCAGUUAUAUUCAGAUGAAGAAUGCGGGAAGUUGUUCUUACUUUGUUGUUAUAUCAACUAGUUGUUCGUCUCCUAGGUAUACCUCGGAUCAAAUUAGUAUUGCUUUUGGAGAUGCUUAUGGAAACCAGAUAUAUGCUCCAAGACUGGAUGAUCCAUCUUCUGGUACAUUUGAGAGCUGUUCUUCAGAUACAUUUCAGAUAAAUGGUCCAUGUGCAUAUCAGAUAUGCUAUGUGUACCUCUAUAGAUCUGGCUCGAGUGGUUGGAAACCUGAAAGUGUGAAAAUCAAUGGUUAUAGUGGAGAGCCUGUAACUUUCUAUUACAACACUUUCAUUCCCAGGGAUACAUGGUAUGGGUUUAAUUUGUGCAAUGAUGCUGCUUCUUCAUAUAAAGUAAGUGCUCAGAAAUGGCUAAUAUUAGUGAUUCUAGGAUUUGUUCUGAGUUUCUGGUUGUAAGUUUAUGUACUUUCCCAUACAUUUCCUAUACUUGUAACCGCGAAACUUUGUAGUUAAGUAUUGUAUGCAGAAGUAGAGACACAAGAUGUUGAAAACCGAUGGUCAUGUUGGUUAAUUACUUAUUAUGUGGCUUUCCAGUUCCUUUUCAAA